Molecule: messenger RNA, 1401 nt
Organism: Leptopilina boulardi
Lineage: Eukaryota; Metazoa; Arthropoda; Insecta; Hymenoptera; Figitidae
Product: UPF0415 protein C7orf25 homolog
Exons: 4
Coding region: 100-1266 (388 amino acids)
Source: RefSeq, a predicted model, not a curated record
AUGCGCAAUGUAGUAAUCGACUUUUACCAUCAAAAGAUCAGAGUUUUUUUUUUCUCGCAUUUAUUGCAGCAAUUUUUAUGUCGUUAUUAAUUAUUAACGAUGAGUAUGGAUGAUGAUAAAGAGGAAUUAUUAAAAUGUCUCUGGGAAAAAAUUGAAUUAGGCAAAAUUGCUGUUGAAAAAUUAAAAGAGGCGGAAAAAAUUGAAGGUGUCGAUAAAUUAGUGAGAAAAUUUCUACAGGAAAUACGAUUUUUAGAAAAGGUACGCUGUGCGGGAACAGUGAAAAAGGAACAUCUACAGAGUACAAAUUUAAUUCAUUUAAAUGCAAUAGUCAAUUGUUUAUUUACGGCUAGUGAACCAAUACACGUGCUAAAACCAUUUAAUUAUAAAAAUUCACGUCUUGAAAUUGAUAUUGUUUGUAAAAAUGGUUCACAAUGGAUAAAAGUAAUAGCACGUAAUGCUCGUGCAUUGACAUUAAUUUCACAGGGCAAUGGUGAAUAUGGACAAAAAUCAAUAAUCGAUCAGGCAAAUUGUUUUUUAAAAUGUGCAAUAAAUCAUCCACAUAUGUAUCGUAAACCUGAAAUUGUUUUUCAUUUUGCAUCUGGCAUUGAAUUGCCAUUGGCUGAAAAACUUGAAAAUAAAGGCAUUAUUGUCGAAGGCAAAAAAAUACCCUCACGAACUGAAGAUUUUAGCGCCUCAGACGAUUCAAUGGAGGAUUUUUAUUCACCAAAUUCAGAAUUACAAAAUAAUAUUGAUCCGAAGAUAAAUUUUUUAAAUUUAGAUGUAUCAACGUUACUUGCCUAUGUGACAAAUAUGACGAAUGGAAAGGCAAAUUUUAUUUAUAAAGAACCAUUGUUAACAACACAGGCUGAAUGGGAGAGAAAAUGUUCGAUAAAACCAAUAUUAGAGGAAUUAUUUGAAAAUAAAGAACUUGUUGUUUGUAAAACUGCUUAUGAAAAUUUUUGCAAUAUUAUUCACGUUAUUGGUGGGCCAAAUGAAGUGAUAAGAGCUGAUGAUUUAAUGAAAAAAGUUAAAAUAGUCGACGAUAUACCACGUGGACGUAUUAUUGAAAAAUUAAAUGUUGGAGGGAAAAUUAAGCAUAGAUCGCGUGUUAUUUUUGCAACAGGGGAAAAUUUAAAAAGUAUCACUGUCACUGCUAACGAGGGUUUUGUACGUGCUGCACGAAUGCAGGGUAUUGAGUGCAUGGUAUUUAUUCACGAACCAAGAUCAUUGUCUGAAAUUAAGGAAAAGAAUGCGACGGUGAUUUAAAAAGAAACAUUUUCUUUAAACAUUUACUAAUACGUUUAUUAUUAAUAUUAUUAUUAUUAUUAAUAUUAUUAUUAUUAUUAUUAUUGAAUACCUACUUUGUAAAUAAAAAAAGAAUUCAUAAUACUGUUUCAAUAA